AAUUGCGACUUUGAUUAUCCAAGAUUCCAGUCCGGUUUGAUGGGCCGCACUCGACACACCCGGUAGAUCUCUAGAGCGGCGUUGGCAUGGCAACCACUGAUGGGUCGAUGCCAACCGUUGACGUUGACGCAGUCAAAAUGAGGGCCGUCCAGGUGAACUACCCGAAAAAGAAGCCGCGAAUCAACUUAGAGCAGCUGGGGGAGGUGAAAGAGCCGGAGCGCCGCUCCAUGUACCAAGUGAUGCUGCAGAACCUCAAGGCGGCCAAUCGGGCCACCUUCCUGCACCGCAUCAUCUACGUGGGCGAGCACCGAUUGGCCGGCUACGAGCCGGCCAAGGAGCUCUUCGCCGCCAUCAUCAGUCAAUGCAACGAAACGUACUGCAUCGAGCGCCUGACCGGCUUCCUGCUCUACUACAGCCGCCACUUCGUCCACAUGGUGGAGGGCGAUGAGGACAACGUGAACAAGCACCUGAGGCUGCUGU
Messenger RNA from Dendroctonus ponderosae (mountain pine beetle), 480 nucleotides. RefSeq lists its product as uncharacterized. The record is from RefSeq and is a predicted model, not a curated record. Lineage: Eukaryota; Metazoa; Arthropoda; Insecta; Coleoptera; Curculionidae. Gene Ontology annotation, molecular function: FAD binding; blue light photoreceptor activity.